CAGAACGACGCGAUGUUUACUUUCUUUACUUUUUCAAGUUUUUUCCGUUUUUCGUCGAAGUCUUCGACUUUGACUUCCCUUCCCGAUUUUAGCCACCGGGUAGGAUUUCCCUCUUCGCAAUUGCACAGUGCAAUAGGCGUUUAUUUUCCGAUCUCUUUUCAAACGUCCAAGAAAGAUGCUUUACAAAGACUCGAUCAAGGUAAGUUGGGCGGAUGAGGUUGAGGAACACUUAGAGAAAACGACUCUGCCGCAGUCAAAAACCGAGCAGGUGGGAAACAACCGUAUUAUAACAGAAUACCGAUGGAACAAGGACGACAAGAAAGAAAAGGUGGUGCGCACCUACAAGAUUGAAAAACGGCUGGUCUCUAAGACUGUAGCCGAGCGGAAGACGUGGUCCAAGUUCGGUGACUCGCGCAAUGACAAGGCUGGACCUAAUAUUGCGACGACUAUACCUGCUGAAGAAAUACAGAUGCAGUUCUUGUCUGACAAAGACGGUGACAAAGCAGAGGAGAACCCGUUGGACAAGCUGAAGAAUGUGAACAUGAACAUUAAGUGUCGUACGUGCGGCGGCGAACAUUGGUCUUUCUCAUGUCAUCUCAAGGGCACUGGUUUGAUUGUUGAAGACAAAAAAUUAGUGCAAGAGAAAGUGUCUGAACCCGAAAAGAACACCGGAACUAACAGGCCAUACGUCCCACCUUCAGCACGAGAAGGAGCUACGAAUACUGUAGGAAAACGAGAUCCAUACUCGCGUGGUUAUGAUGAAGUACCAGCCAUUCGUAUUGAAAAUCUUUCAGAGAGUACAUCUGAAGCAGAUUUGAGUGAACUAGUCAAUAAGUUUGGGCAUAUUGCUCGAAUUUUCCUGGCUUCUAACAAGGUUACAGGCGCUUGUAAAGGGUAUGCGUUUGUAAAUUUCAAAUCUAAAAUGGAUGCCGAACGAGCCAUCAAAGGUUUGCAUGGAUAUGGAUAUGAUCAUUUAAUUUUGAAUGUUGGUUGGUCAACAAAUAACUAUAAAGCUGGUGCAUAAUAUUCUAAUACAUGUGAUGGAU
Messenger RNA from Melanaphis sacchari, 1046 nucleotides. RefSeq names its product eukaryotic translation initiation factor 3 subunit G-like. The record is from RefSeq and is a predicted model, not a curated record. Gene Ontology annotation, molecular function: RNA binding; translation initiation factor activity. Gene Ontology annotation, cellular component: cytoplasm; eukaryotic translation initiation factor 3 complex. Bases 176 to 1024 code for a protein of 282 amino acids. The transcript has 3 exons. NCBI's taxonomy places the organism in Eukaryota, Metazoa, Arthropoda, Insecta, Hemiptera, Aphididae.